Molecule: messenger RNA, 5912 nt
Organism: Solea solea (common sole)
Lineage: Eukaryota; Metazoa; Chordata; Actinopteri; Pleuronectiformes; Soleidae
Gene: septin5b
Product: septin 5b
Exons: 11
Coding region: 649-1764 (371 amino acids)
Biological process (GO): cytoskeleton-dependent cytokinesis; regulation of exocytosis
Cellular component (GO): synaptic vesicle; microtubule cytoskeleton; septin complex
Molecular function (GO): GTP binding; molecular adaptor activity; GTPase activity
Source: RefSeq, a predicted model, not a curated record
AUACACAUUUAUAUUUUAUUCUUAUUUUUUUGUCAUGUUUCAUCAGAUAUGUUUUUUAUAGUCUUGUUCUAUUGUAACACAAUCUCAUAGUUUCUGUCAUUGGUGCUCAAAAUGAUUUGAAGUUGAAAAAAAACAAUUUAUUCAAAUAAAUAGAGAAUUUAAUGAAGAUAAAAUUAAAAUAAUUAAAUAGGACUAAAAUUCGGAAUAAUGUUUAUUAUAUUAUUAUAUUAAAUGUUACUAUUAGUAGCGGUAGUAGUACAAGACUAUGACGUUGUUGCACAGACAGACCGACAGAGUAACACUGCCACCCUCUGGUGAAUCGCAUGUACUGCAGACACUUGUUUUGCUCACCAACAGGAGGAUUACAGUGCGCGCGCAUGACAACUCGGCGUGCGUCGUGUGCAAUGAUGGAUGCAGUGAAAUGUGUGUGUGCGUGAUUUGGAUUCAACUCUGUGGGUGGACGCGCAUCCUUCAGCUGCACGUAAGAGUGUGUGUUGUUGCGUGGACAUCUCACUCGCUCUCUCAGUGAAGAUGACGGCUAACAGCAGGUACAGGAGUCGCGCGCAGCCCCGUGCAGGUGAGCAUCAUCAGUAACAGUUACCGCUUCAUUGAUUAAUCAUUGAUGAAUGAUUGUGUUUUAUCUUCUGGAUGUCUCCUGCUCUGUCCUCCUGCCUGACCCUUGUCUCCUGGAAUCUGUCUCCAGAUGAUGGAGAGGAAAAGGAGUAUGUUGGUUUUGCGACACUGCCCAACCAGGUGCACAAGAAGUCUGUGAAAAAAGGAUUUGACUUCACCCUCAUGGUGGCAGGUGAGUCCGGUCUUGGUAAAUCCACCCUGGUAAACAGCCUGUUCCUCACCAAUCUGCACAAAGACCGAAAACUGCUCAAUGCUGAAGAACGGAUCAGUCAGACAGUUGAGAUCACAAAGCUCACCGUGGACAUCGAGGAGAAGGGUGUAAAGCUGAAACUGACCGUUGUGGACACGGUGGGAUUUGGAGACGCGGUCAACAACACUGAGUGCUGGACGUCCGUCACAGACUAUAUCAACCAGCAGUUUGAACAGUACUUCAGAGACGAGAGUGGACUGAACAGAAAGAACAUCCAGGACAGCAGGGUGCACUGCUGCCUCUAUUUCAUCCCUCCGUUUGGACACGGGCUUCGUCCAGUGGAUGUAGAGUUCAUGAAGGCCCUACAGGACAAGGUGAACGUGGUUCCUCUCAUCUCAAAAGCAGACUGCCUCACUCCCACUGAGAUAAAGAAACUUAAGGAGCAGCUAAGAGAGGAAAUUGAUAAAUAUGGAAUAAAGAUCUACCAGUUUCCCGACUGUGACUCUGAUGAAGAUGAAGAGUUCAAGCGGCAAGAUAAAGAGCUGAAGGAGAGCUCGCCGUUUGCAGUGAUCGGCAGUAACACUGUGGUAGAAGUCCGAGGCCAGAGGGUGAGAGGGAGGCUCUACCCGUGGGGCAUUGUGGAGGUUGAAAACCCAUCCCACUGCGACUUUGUGAAGCUGAGGACUAUGCUGAUCAGAACCCACAUGCACGACCUAAAGGACAUCACCAAUGACUGUCACUAUGAGAACUACAGAGCUCAGAUCAUCCAGACCAUGACCAGUAAGAUGAAUGCAGAUAAGCCAGUGGAGAGCCCCAUCCUACCACUAUCCACACCAGGCGUGGAGACAGAGAAACUCAUCAAAAUGAAAGAUGAAGAACUGAAGAGGAUGCAGCAGAUGCUUCAGAAGAUGCAGCAGCAGAUGCACGAGCAGGACUUGUGACCCCUGAUUUAAACCAUCACAAAUACAAUAUUUCUCCCAACACUUGUCAGAAAUAAACUGUGGACAAAAAACAAAACGCUGGGAGAUGUAUUUUAAAUCAACGUUAAUGUUUUGGUUUAAAUGAACCCUAGGGAUAUCCCGAUACAACUUAUUCACUCCCGAUACGAUACCGAUAUUGCAGCCUUGAGUAUUGGCCGAUACCGAUCCGAUAAGAAUCAUACAUACUUUAAUGACUUAUUUUGUAGUGUGAAAUUUUAGAAUAGGCUUGAUUAAGUGAUAUUACUUAAACAGAGAACAAAAGUCCAUCGCGGGGCCACACACAGAUAGAGACAAACAACCAUUCACUCUCACGGUCAAUUUAGAGUGUCCAAUUUACCUAAUCCGGAAGCCAGAGAACCCGGAGAGUACCCACGCAGAGAACAUAGAAGUCAUAAACGAACUUAGAUUAGCCAAGUCACACUUCUUUCUCAAACUUUUGAAUGAUGCUAAAGGGAACAGCAGCGAAAUUUGGAAAAGCAUCAACAGUCUCUUAGGGAGAGCUCAACAUCACACUGAAGAUAUCCAGCUCACAGUUCAGGGCCAGACAAUAGAUGACAAAGCCAAAAUUGCCUCCAUUUUUAAUUCUUUUUUUAUUGACUCUGUUCAGAGACUAGGAAAUAAUUUUAAGACUGGUGAACAACUCACUGACCUAAAUGUUGCGGGACAGGGUUUUGACCUAGUCACAGUGACUGAAGAGGAAGUGAAGAAAGUGAUUUGUUCUUUAAAAAACUCAAAAAGCAAAGAUGUCUCUCAUCAGGACACAGUGUUUAUCAAAAAACAUUCAACCACACUAAUUCCUCCAAUUACUCACUUGGCAAACCUCUCCAUUAUUCAAAGUUUCUUUCCUCCACACUGGAAACAGGCCAUUGUAACUCCUAUCUUUAAAUCUGGUGAUCGCAAUAUAGUCAGUAACUACAGACCCAUUAGCAUCUUACCAGUAAUUUCCAAAAUUGUAGAGUCAUAAACCAACUUACAGACCACAUAAAUAGCUGUAACCCUGGUCUUGACUCAGCACAAUUUGGAUUCAGAAAACACCAUUCCACAGAAACAGCCAUCCUCCACCUAACAGAGCAAAUCAGACUAGGUCUGGACAAAGGUGGAGUUGUUGGAGCUGUGUUCUUAGACUUAAGUAAAGCCUUCGACACAGUUAAUCAUAAGGUCCUUUUGUCUAAGCUCUCCAACGUCAACCUUUCGUCCAACACACUUGCAUGGAUAUCGUCCUACCUAUCCGAUAGAAGGCAGUGUGUGAAAAUUAAAGAUGCAGACUCCAGCUACUUAAGGUGCACAUUGGGUGUACCUCAAGGAUCUGUGUUAGGCCCACUACUAUUCAGUUUAUACAUUAAUGACCUCCCACUGUAUUGUCAUGACGCAGAGGUACAACUCUAUGCUGAUGACACCGUCCUAUACACACAUGCAAAAUCAGCUCAGCAAGCUGCUACUAAACUAACCAACGCCCUCGUUGGAGUUGCAGAGUGGCUCGACCGAUCCUGUCUCACCCUGAAUGUAAGUAAAACAAAAGGCAUGUUCUUCUCCAACACCAAGCUGAACAUCCCAGAUGUAAAUAUCUACAUCAGAGGUGAACAGAUUGAGACCGUCAGUGAGUUCAAAUAUCUUGGUGUGCUACUUGAUCCAAAUUUGAAUUUCAAGAAACAUAUCAAAAAGAUGACAAAAACCAUCAAAUACAACCUGGCUAACUUCAGGCAGAUUAGAUCCUCCCUAUCCACAGAGGCUGCAAAAAUAUUUCUGCAUGCUCUUAUUUUAUCUCACAUCUCCUAUUGUAUCACUUGUUGGGGGCAGGCUAGUCAAACAACAAUCAGGCCCUUAGAAUCCCUGUAUAAACAGGCACUGAAAAUAUUUGACAAAAAGACACUUAGGUACCAUCACUGUGACAUACUACACAGGCACAAUCUUCUAUCUUUUGAAAAUUUUAGAUUUUUGUCAAACGUAUGCACAGUCUACAAAAUCCUAAAAGGCUUGGCUCCCACCUGUCUGCAAAGGUUUGUUUGUUACCGUGGCUCUGUACGGUCCACAAGAACAGCAUCUGUACAUAGCUGCACUGUACCCUUUCGCUACUCAGCAUUUGGACAGGCAGCCUAUUCUGUUAAAGCUGUCACACAAUGGAACACCAUUCCAGAUGAUAUAAAAAACUGUGACCUGCUUGGUGGGUUUAAAGCUAAAAUAAAAAAACACCUAAAACUCUCACAACAAUGCACCCACUAAUUUGCCAGUGGCUAUUUGUGUGAGUGUAUGUAUGUGUGUCUGUGUGUGUGUGCACCUGUGAGGGGCACUUCCUACACUGCUGUAUGUUCUUACUUGUUGCGUAAUGUUUUAACUGUGCUGUAUUUAUUUUGUCCUUCUACAUGACUACAUGAUUACCUGCUGAGUGAUAUUUGAUGUUUUACCUGUGUUGUAUUUAUCUUUAGGUAGGGACUGCAGAUGUAAAUUAGCCCAAGGCUAACUCUGGUGUAAUGCAUCAAAUGGUGACAUUUAUGUUUUUAAUUGCACAUGGUCCCUUUCAAAUAAAAUCAAAUCAAAACAUGCAAACUCCAUGCAGGAAGGCCCUUGUUCCAACCGGGGCUCGACAACGGGUCUUCUGCGAGAGUGCUAACCACUACAUCACCGUGUGGCCCGCACCAAAAUGUAAAUGUGCCAAAUUAAGUUUUUACAAAUAACAAAAGCAAACGCAUACAUUAGAGGGUAAGGAAAAGGAACAAGAACUAAAGAAAUGGAUGAAAUAUGACAAAUCCAAAAAUCAAUGAAAUAAUCAUUUUAUCAUUUUUUUCCACAUUUACUGUACAUAUUUCAGUGUCAUAUGCUAAUGAGGUCUGGGGGUCUGGGGUUUGGUCUAAAGCAGGAUUUAGUUACAAGACGUGUGAUGGGUCAGUUCGACUACUUCUGUCUGGCAGAGAACAGCCAGUGUUCACUUAAGCUUUUACAUGCACGUGUGUAGAUGUUCUUUGUUAAAAAACAUGGGGUUAACUUACAUUGCCAGCUUCUGUAUUAUAGCAUUAGCUUACAACACAAAUAAAUCAAUCAAUAGUGAAAUACAUGUAAAAAAGAAAAAAUAAUAAUAAUUGUAUUUAUAUUUAUUUUGUGCUGGAGAAUGACUGGUUUAAAAAAGUUCUGAUUUCUGUUGGAAAAUGCUGUCUAUAUUUGGUGAACCUAAUGUUAAAAUAUCGUAGACUUGUUAGGUCUUCUCAUGUGAAUUUGACCUGUUUUUUCCUGCUGUCCCACUGAGAGCAUAGAACACAGUUUAAGUGUAAAUCUGGCUUGAUUUUAAAAAUGUGUGAGACACCACAAUCUUUGAAACCGAUUUUCAUUGUUUUAAUCCUGAGAAAACACAGACUAGAGGAUCCAGUCAAGACACAGGACCACACACUUUUCACGGAGAUUUAAGGGAUUUGGGAUCUCACUGAAACUUGUGUGAUUUAAAGUGACCAGAAUAUCAACAGACAUGGAGACGGACUGUCGGACUGACAUCACACAAUAGCUGUUGUGUGCAUGUGAUGUUUUGUGAUGGGAAAAAACUAAUCACUGAGAUGACAGACUCUACAACAUCCAUUUCCCAGUCCACUCACUCACUCACUGUGGGGUUCUCCUUGCAAUGUUUCACUGGCUUUCUGUCGAAUUUAGAAGAGAUUUAAAAAUUUGACUAAUUACUUUUAAAGCAAUACAUUUAUAUUUGAAUUACCGGCACCUUAUGAACCUCCUCAGGCAUGAUUCUCCUUACUGUUCCGACAGCCCGUCUGCUCACUAUGGGGAAUCAGUGGUGAGUUGUUAUCAUGUCGAGUGUCAGUACACAUCUUUCUACUGUCUUUAGCUUUAUAAUAUGUCAUUCUUUAAACUUAUAGAACAUAAAUUCAGUCCAAAAAAAGCAUGUUUGGAUUUCACCAUGUUUUUUUUGCUGUUGUCAUCUUCUCCUUCUUCUGUUUAUGGGCUGUUUGAAUUUACUGUGGGAGUGGAACAUGUGUGUGUUAGUCUGACAGCCUAGCUUAUAUUUGCAUAUUAUUAUAAGUCAGUUUUUAGUUUGACUAACAUAAUAUUUAAGAUAAAAAUAUGUCCAUCGGUUUCUGGUAUGCGCUUGUUAAGAUAAGACGUGUGCAGGAGCC